AUGUGCACACAGACGGCGCCGGCCGACUGGCGCCAGCAGUCUACGGAAACGUUUCUCGCGUCCAUGGACAGCAUGGGGUAUAACAACGCGCUGCAUCACUUGGAAGGCACCGGCUCAAAGUUUGCGAAGGAGACGCGUGUUCUCUUGCGAGAGUUGGAAGCCAAGGUCAGCGCAGCGGUCUCGUUAGAGCGAGCAAUCGAGCAAGCGCAAAAGCAACGUAGCACCAAGGAGGGUAGCCGCACGUUCCAAAUGAUCCUCACCGCUGCGGCGUUUCCCGUGGACGACGUAGACGAGGCUCCAUCGGUGUCAGCAAGACGUAGGGCAGCGGCGCUGGGGGUUCGCGAGCAAGCCUUCAACUUUGCGGCGGAGCGUGCCAAGAAGUUGCUGUCCGAUCUCCAACCAACCGAGGAGAUAAAGCGCGGUGUCUACUGGUUUUGGCCCCGAGCUAAGCAAAGCAAUGCCGCCAGCGAAGAGCUGCUGGAGUUGAUGAGACAGUACUGGCACACGGACGAGGUGUUACGCCAGCAUGGCAACUCAGCUGAGCGCGACAUGUGGAAGGAAAGCAAGUCUCCUACAGCUCACCGCCACCCUCGGCGGCAGCUUACGGAGCGGGGUGGGGGCGAGGCGGUGUACGCCAAGUUCCUCAACUGGGCGUCCUACAAGAGCUUUAAGGAGCGACAGAGCGACAACUUCACGGACCCUGGCCGUACGCUCUUCCUCUCGACGCGUUGCAAGUGCCUGGUCCUCCCUGCAAUGUAGCAGUGCGUGUGCAAGAUCCACUCGCAGCAGGUGCUAUACAUCGAGGCGCUAGCCAAUGUCGACAUGACCAGCCACGGGGAAUGCGGUUGUCGAUGG
This is a messenger RNA of Ectocarpus sp. CCAP 1310/34, 855 nucleotides long. NCBI's taxonomy places the organism in Eukaryota, Phaeophyceae, Ectocarpales, Ectocarpaceae. The record is from the annotation of a GenBank genome assembly.